Chara braunii is the source of this 2514-nucleotide messenger RNA. Lineage: Eukaryota; Viridiplantae; Streptophyta; Charophyceae; Charales; Characeae. The record is from the annotation of a GenBank genome assembly.
GGUAGCCCGGAGGAUCAGCACAGCCGCACUAGAGGCGCCUCGGAUCAAUCAACUGCCAUAGCCGAGCAAGGGCGAGGUCACCAUAUCUCAUAUUUUCCAACAAAGUCGCCUAGAGCUUGUGCUCGCACGUCGAAGUGCUUUGCCAUUAUGCUCCUUCUGCGUCUCACCGUCUUAGGUUUGUGAAAUUACCAACUGUUUUCUGAUCUGGUGCUGCAGAAACGCUUGGUGUCCGUCUUCGCGUGAGAGAGAGGGAGAGAGAGAGAGAGAGAGAGCGAGAGGGGGGGGGGGGGGGGGUAGGAGAGGGGGGGAAAUGGCGGAUCCUGUGCGCCGGUGCCUGAAGCUCCUUGUUUUGACGUUGGUGCUUGCUGAGUCUGUCGCAUUUCUCGGUUGUCACGCGAAAGGCAAUGGUGAGGCGAGGCUGCAGCGGGGCAGCGUAUCCGAGGAUGAUUCUUCUCUUUUCCGAUCUGGAGAAGUGUCGGGAGCAGAGCGCAGAGAGCUGUCUACCACGAGCUGUAAGCUUGUGUGGGUGGUGAAGAGCGGUAAACGUCAGUGCACUUGCAGUACUACAAAGAAUUGUAAACUUGUGUGUGUAGUCAAGAAUGGCGCGCACUGGGGCAUCGUGAAACCCAAGGGCUUGCUCUUCAACGCCGGCGACGGCUCUACUUUCAUCAUGAACGGCUGGAACACCCGUGACGUUGUGUACAACGCCCGGACUGCUCCAGGUCGUGCUAGGGUCACCAAGCUCUUCACCCACGCGCGUUCUAUGGGACUGACGGUCGUCCGGGCGAUGAUCUGCAACGAAGGAUCAUCACGUAUGGUUCAGAAGUCUCCUGAUGUCUUCGACGAGACUGUGCUUGUUGCUAUGGACUGGGUCAUGCGCGAGGCCAAGACAUUCGGCAUCCGCUUGGUUCUUACAUUCGCCGGCAACUGGGAAAGCAAGGCCGUGUACGCCUCUUGGUACAAGCAGAGGUCCGGCAACAACAUGACCGUACCGGACGACUUCUUCCGUGUGAAGGAGAUGAAGGACUGGUACAAGGCGCUCGUAAGGAAGGUCAUUACUCGGAAGAACACUAUCACCGGCAUGCUCUACACCGACGAGCCUGCCGUAUUCUCCUGGCAGUUGAUGAACGAGCCGCGCGCCACGUCCGACCUUACCGGCAAGACGGUGCAGAAUUGGCUUCGUGAGAUGGCGGUUUUCGUCAAGAGUUUGGACAAGAAGCAUAUGGUCUGUACCGGCGUGGAGGGCUUCUACGGACCGUCCGAUCCUUCGCGCUACCCUUUCAAUCCAGACACGUGGGCUCAGGAGCAAGGUAAUGACUUCGUAGCCGAGGGGAAGAUCGCCAACAUCGACUACUUGACCGUCCAUAUCUAUCCUCAGCUGUGGAUUCCCAAGCGGCCCUACUCGACGAUGCUGUCUUUCACGAGCAAGUGGAUCCUUGGCCACGUUGAAGACGGUCGCAAGCUGAAUAUGCCUUUGGUGUUUGAGGAGUUCGGCUGGAAGGGCGACGAUGUGAAUGCCACCCAAGGCAGGAAUGGCUUCUUUCAGGUGGUUUUCAAGGAGACCUUGGCCGCUGCCCAGGGGAAGCAGAUGGCAGGGACUAUGUUCUGGGCCCUGGAAGAUCCAGCUGCCUUCUUUAGCUCCUGGGCUGUCUGGUACGAGAGAGAUAUCAAUUCUACCAUCUCAAUGAUAUCUAAUUAUUCCCUCGAAAUCAAUAAGCUGAUGAAGUCGUUCAGAUUUACCGCCACGUGAUGGGUUUCUUCCCUGUCUCUCAGUCUCUGUCGGUUACUGGUAGGUUUGGUUUGUGCGUCAGGACCCCUGCUUUAGCUGCUGGUUAGGCGUCGAAUAGUGCUGCUCUGGGGGCUGUCGCAAUGUCCGUAUCGUUUGUAGAUAUUACAGUGAGAAAAAGAUUUUGGGGUGGGCAGUGACGAAGGUGGCUGGUUGCAGCAGCUGUAUAGACAGGGAAUGGAGGGUUUUUUGCACGUCUCUAGUAGCUGGACUCUGGAAGGGACGUCUCCAGGAACUUUGCUUUGUACGUUGGGACCCCUGCUCAGGUCGUUAGGUGCUUAAUAAUGAGGGUGUUGAGGGAUUCGUAUAUAGUAAUACCUAUUUUCAUAUUUUUGACUUUCAAAAAUAAGCGGGAAAAUUGAUGCAGCAGAGGGGGGUGCGUUCAUGGUGAUAAUCCGGAAUCCCGUGGAGAGGGGUGACGAAGAGAAAUUCAAUGCUGGAAUUGCAGUACUAUACUGUAAAACCAUACAGCCCUAGGCGUGCGGACUGGGAGUCCUUUAUUUUUGCGGGCUGGGAAUCCUGCUGCUGUGCAGUGUGCACACUUAUGGUACUUAGGAGGCUUUCGGAAAAUUAAUCGGUCGAAUGCGAACGACGUUUGGCAUUUUGCUUUUGCUUUCUUUCUCUGUCGAUGCUGCAUUGAGAAUCGUCCAUCCGGUUCGAAUAAUUAAAUUCCUGUAAUUAUUUUCCGGUUAAAUGAGCGUCAUUUCUGCUACCGCGCAUCGACCUGA